Molecule: messenger RNA, 846 nt
Organism: Enterobius vermicularis (human pinworm)
Lineage: Eukaryota; Metazoa; Nematoda; Chromadorea; Rhabditida; Oxyuridae
Source: the annotation of a GenBank genome assembly
AUGGAGGACACAGCUGAAUCGGAUGAACUGACUGUGUCACCGUAUGAACAGCUAAAGGCGAAACAUCGCAAAGAAAAGAAAGACUUGUUAGCUAAAAUUACGAGCAUGAAACAUUCAGUACCAAAGAACGAUAAAAAGCGGAGAAAGGAAGUAGGUGCAACAGCAGAAAAGAUGGAGAAGAGUUUAAAAGAUCGCCAGGAAAAGGAACUGAGCGAGAUGCUUGCGACUAUGAAAGCAGCAACAGAAAACAUAGAACCUUUACCAGCAAAUGGUGAGGAAAGUAAAGAGCAAGCACAAGAGACGAAGGAGAAGAAGGCGGAAAUGCGGAAGAGGCUAAAUGAAGCUGCCGAGGAAGAUGCAGAGGCAUCUAAAUUUGCUCCAGGCAGAACGCUAGAAAGUGAGGCUAUAAUUAAUGAGCUUUCCCUUCGUAAUCUUCGACUUCAUGAAAUUCCUGCAAAUGGUGACUGUCUGUAUAAUGCACUGGCGCAUCAGUUGUCUUGCGGAAAAGACAUCAGACGAAAAGCUGCAUCUUACAUUCGAGCUCACAAGGAAGACUUUCUUCCAUUUCUUACUUGGGAGGACGGCACGCCUGUAGAGGAGAUUGAAUUUGAAAAGUAUUGCUGGCAGGUUGAGAACAUGUGUGAAGAAGGUGGUCAGUGGGGUGGUGAACCUGAGUUAAAGGCGUUAUCAAGUGUGCUAGAAAGAAGAAUUGAGGUACUGCAGCCAGAGGGUCGAGUAGCUGUGUUUGGAGACGAGUUUGUGACAACAAAACCCUUGGUGAUAACCUAUCAUAGAUAUGCUUAUUCUUUAGGAGAACAUUAUAAUUCAACAGAACCAGCCGCAUGA